AUGGUAAUUUUGAAAAGUCGCAUUCACCCCUCACCUAGGCAUAUAAAAGUUGACCCGUCAAACUUUUUCAUCGGGAUAUGGAGAUUCCUCCAUGAAGAAGAUGAAAAUAUGGCUGAAAUUCAGUUAAGUCCAUAUGGAGGUGCACUUAAUAGUUUUUCGGAAUCGGAAACUCCGUUCCCACAUCGAACAGGUAACAUUUUCAUGAUCGAUUAUGGGUUGAGUUGGGAUUCCCCCGGAAAAGAAGAAGCGGAAAAGCAUUUAAACUGGAUGAGGAGAAUUUACGGUUACAUGGCCGCUUAUGUGUCGAAAUCUCCUAGAGGGGCUUAUUUCAAUUACAGGGAUCUUGAUUUAGGGGUCAAUAACUACUCAUCGGGAAAUAUUAUUGGAAGCUACGACGAGGCUAAGGUUUGGGGGAUGAAAUAUUUCAAGAACAAUUUCGAACGAUUAGUUCGUGUCAAGACUAAAGUCGAUCCGUCAAACUUUUUCAGAAACGAGCAAAGCAUUCCACCUUUUCCUCUGCAGCCUAUGUACUCGUCUUGA
This is a messenger RNA of Erythranthe guttata (spotted monkey flower), 540 nucleotides long. NCBI's taxonomy places the organism in Eukaryota, Viridiplantae, Streptophyta, Magnoliopsida, Lamiales, Phrymaceae. The record is from RefSeq and is a predicted model, not a curated record.